GCGCGGCGUCGAGGCGGCAGCGGCUCCGGAGCGCGGCUGGGCGGCGGCUCCGCCCAGGGCAGUCCCGGGCAGCGCGGGCCGGGACGAGGAGCCAGCUCUUCCUUCUCCAGCUCUCAUCCCUACUGAUCAAGGUUUCACUAAACUGCCCUAGAUCAACCAGCUGGGGACCCUGUUCCCUGCCCCCUUGUGCUACACGUUGGAUCUGAUACUCAGGAAAUGCUUGUCUCCUGCUGUUGAUGAAUAAUUUCAGAGUACUAUGGAUCAUGCUGAAGAAACUGAAAUCCUUGCAGCAACUGAGAGGUACUAUGUGGAAAGGCCUAUCUUUAGUCAUCUAGUCCUCCAGGAAAGACUGCACAAGAAGGACAAGAUUUCGGAUUCCAUUGGGGAUAAGCUGAAACAGGCAUUCACAUGUACUCCUAAGAAAAUAAGAAAUAUCAUUUAUAUGUUCUUGCCCAUAACUAAGUGGUUGCCAGCGUACAAUUUCAAGGAGUAUGUGUUGGGUGACUUGGUCUCAGGCAUAAGCACCGGAGUGCUUCAGCUUCCUCAAGGUUUAGCAUUCGCAAUGCUGGCGGCUGUCCCUCCUGUGUUUGGCCUGUACUCUUCGUUUUACCCUGUUAUCAUGUAUUGCUUUUUUGGAACCUCCAGACACAUAUCCAUAGGUCCGUUUGCUGUUAUUAGCCUGAUGAUUGGUGGUGUGGCUGUUCGAUUAGUACCAGAUGAUAUAGCCGUUCCCGGAGGAGUAAAUGCGACCAAUGGUACGGAAUUUAGAGAUGCCUUGAGAGUGAAAGUUGCCAUGUCUGUGACCUUGCUUGCAGGAAUCAUUCAGUUUUGCCUAGGUGUCUGUAGGUUUGGAUUUGUGGCCAUAUAUCUCACAGAGCCUCUGGUGCGUGGGUUUACCACUGCAGCAGCCGUGCAUGUCUUCACCUCCAUGUUAAAAUACCUGUUUGGAGUUAAAACAAAGCGGUACAGUGGGAUCUUUUCAGUGGUGUAUAGUACAGUUGCUGUGUUGCAGAAUGUUAAAAACCUCAACGUGUGUUCCCUAGGCGUCGGGCUGAUGGUUUUUGGUUUGCUGUUGGGUGGCAAGGAGUUUAAUGAGAGAUUUAAAGAGAAAUUGCCGGCACCCAUUCCUUUAGAGUUUUUUGCGGUGGUAAUGGGAACUGGCAUUUCAGCUGGGUUUGGCUUGCAUGAAUCGUACAAUGUGGACGUCGUUGGAACAUUGCCUCUGGGGCUCCUACCUCCAGCCAAUCCAGACACCAGCCUUUUCCACCUUGUGUACGUGGAUGCCAUCGCCAUAGCCAUUGUUGGAUUUUCAGUGACCAUCUCAAUGGCCAAGACCUUGGCAAAUAAACAUGGCUACCAGGUCGAUGGCAAUCAGGAACUCAUUGCCCUGGGACUGUGCAAUUCCACUGGCUCGCUCUUCCAGACUUUCGCAAUUUCAUGUUCCUUGUCUAGAAGCCUCGUUCAGGAGGGAACUGGAGGGAAGACACAGCUUGCAGGUUGUUUGGCCUCGUUAAUGAUUCUGAUGGUCAUAUUAGCCACCGGAUUCCUCUUUGAAUCAUUACCCCAGGCUGUGCUGUCGGCCAUUGUUAUCGUCAACCUGAAAGGAAUGUUUAUGCAAUUCUCAGAUCUCCCCUUCUUCUGGAGAACCAGCAAAAUAGAGCUGGUCAUCUGGCUUAGCACUUUCGUUUCCUCGUUGUUCCUGGGAUUGGACUAUGGUUUGAUUACUGCCGUGAUCAUCGCGCUGAUGACUGUGAUUUACAGAACACAGAGUCCGACCUACACCGUCCUUGGACAGCUUCCUGACACUGAUGUGUAUAUCGAUAUAGACGCAUAUGAGGAGGUGAAAGAAAUUCCUGGAAUAAAAAUAUUCCAAAUAAAUGCCCCAAUUUAUUAUGCAAAUAGUGACUUGUAUAGCAAUGCAUUAAAAAGAAAGACUGGAGUGAACCCCUCAUUCAUACUGGGAGCAAGAAGAAAGGCCAUGAAGAAGUACGCUAAGGAAGGAGGAAAUAUAAACAUUGCCAAUGCUACUGAUGUCAAAGCGGAUGCAGAAGUAGAUGCAGAAGAUGGUACCAAGCCUGAAGAAGAGGAGGAUGAAGUAAAAUAUCCCCCAGUAGUCAUCAAGAGCACAUUUCCUGAAGAACUGCAAAGAUUUAUGCCCCCAUUGGAAAACGUCCACACCAUCAUUCUGGAUUUUACACAAGUCAAUUUUAUUGAUUCUGUUGGUGUAAAAACUCUGCAAGGGAUUGUAAAGGAAUAUGGAGAUGUCGGUAUUUAUGUGUAUUUAGCAGGAUGCAGUGCACAAGUUAUAAGUGACCUCACUCGAAAUCGGUUUUUUGAAAACCCUGCCUUACUGGACCUGCUGUUCCAUAGCAUUCAUGAUGCAGUUUUAGGCAGCCUCGUUCGAGAGGCUCUUGAGGAAAAGGAAGCCGCGGCCGCCACGCCGCAGGAGGAUUCAGAGCCCAACGCCACUCCUGACGUCUAGAUAUGGAAGUCAGCCGGGGAUGGGGUAUGAGCCUCUCGUGGAAUCACUCAUGUACACAUUUUAAAUACUAGACACUAGAUUUUUUUUCUAAAGUUAAACACUAGUAGUCGAGGCUUGAUUUGGAGGGUGAAUGACGCAUAGCAAGAUGUAUCUUACUUGUGUGUUUUUUUUAAUCAACUAUUUCCAAGAUUAAUUGGCCUCUUGCCUGCAUUUAUUACACAGUGACAUUUCUGUUACUUUCUGUUAUCUUUGUCAGCCAAGCACUUAAGAAUUUUUUCCCUUUAAGUAUUUUACCUACAAAUCAGAUAGGCUGUCACCAGAUGGGUAGUGGUUCCUUGCUUUUGUACUUGUUGGUCCACAGACUUUCUGUAAUCAGAAUUAUCUAACCAUGGGGGCAUACCCACAAUUUUCUAGCAGUUCUUUUAAAAUAACCUUUUAUUAUAAUAGAAGCAAUACAAGUACAUUGCAGAAUAUUAGAAAAAAGAUAGACAAGCAAAAAUAAGAAAUAAAAACAUUAUAUGGCACCACUCAAAGAUUAUCACUAACACCUUAAUGCAUAUCCUUCCAGAUCUUUCUCUAUGCACACGAGGUCUGACAAUUAAGUUCAUGAACUUGUUGCAACAAUGUUGCUAACCUUUUUUGAUACCAGAGGGAUUAUUCAUUAUGAAUUUGUACCAACUGAACAGUUAACCAAGUUUACUAUUUG
Messenger RNA from Rhinolophus ferrumequinum (greater horseshoe bat), 3188 nucleotides. RefSeq names its product solute carrier family 26 member 5 (gene SLC26A5). NCBI's taxonomy places the organism in Eukaryota, Metazoa, Chordata, Mammalia, Chiroptera, Rhinolophidae. The coding region runs from base 257 to 2482 and encodes 741 amino acids. Gene Ontology annotation, cellular component: membrane. The transcript is spliced from 20 exons. Gene Ontology annotation, molecular function: oxalate transmembrane transporter activity; chloride transmembrane transporter activity; bicarbonate transmembrane transporter activity. Gene Ontology annotation, biological process: transmembrane transport. The record is from RefSeq and is a predicted model, not a curated record.